Messenger RNA from Panicum hallii, 2075 nucleotides. Its product is annotated as zinc-finger homeodomain protein 7-like. Gene Ontology annotation, biological process: regulation of DNA-templated transcription; regulation of developmental process. Gene Ontology annotation, molecular function: transcription cis-regulatory region binding; DNA-binding transcription factor activity. The transcript has a single exon. The record is from RefSeq and is a predicted model, not a curated record. Bases 631 to 1902 code for a protein of 423 amino acids. Lineage: Eukaryota; Viridiplantae; Streptophyta; Magnoliopsida; Poales; Poaceae. Gene Ontology annotation, cellular component: nucleus.
GUGUGGGAGGGGGUGAAACAUGGCCCUGUCGGUGGGCAUGGGCUUCACCUCCCAUCCUCUCUCCCAAGUCACUCUCAGUCUCGCCUCUGCGUUGUGGGGGUCUGGGGGAGUGGUAGACUGGACUCCUUCAAACACACAUCCAAGCCCCCCUCCCUCCCUCUCUCUCUCUCUCUCUCUCUCCUGUCACCUCCUCCGUCCACCGUCCUCCCCCUUCCUUGUUCUCUUCUUCCUCCUUGGCCUUGGUCCUUUAGGGUGCAUGCAUAGAUGGAUGGAUGAUGGAUGGAUAGGAUGGAUAUGUUUUCUCCUAGCUAGCUCUCUCACAAGGAGACAUUCCCCACUUUGUGCCAAAUUGUUUUUGUGAUUGCUAUUGUUAGUGUAUUUUUAUCACCCCCUUGUAAUCUAACUUAGCUUGACCAAGCAAUAUAAUCAAUCUAUCCCCAUCUCCUUCCCCCCUUGAGGCCAACACCAUCCCGCUCCCCUAUUUCUUCUCCAAAACCUACAAGUAGAGCACAGCGCCACCAACAUAGACAGCCUCACAAGCAAAAGCUAGGAGGUAAAGAAUCCUUUUCCUAGACCACCGAACCCUCCGAGCUCUAGCUCAGCCCCUCACCUAGCUUGGUAGCCGAAGCCAUGGAGUACAAGAGAUCAUCGCAUGUGGAGGAGGAGCAGGAGGAGGAGGAGGAGGAGGAAGAAGAAGACGAGGAGGAAGAAGAGGAAGAGGAUGAGGAUGAGGCCAGAGGCCACCGCUAUACCACUGCGGCAGCGGCACCCAUAGGCGCGGCACAGCAGCAGCAGGUGCAGGCCCAAGCUCUUGGCCUUGGCUCGCACGCGUCGCUCAUGGACGCCGCCGCCUUCUCGAGGCCGCGCCUGCCACCCAACUGCUCUCUGGUGACGCAGCCACCGCUGCCUCCCCCCGGCUUCAUGCCGACUCAGCGCCAGCCGCAGCUCCAUCCGAGGAGAGCGGAGAGGGAGAGGGAGAGAGCUGCGGGGGCGCCGCAGCCCCAGCCCCGGCGCCACCAAGAAGGCGCGAGGAAUGGCGUUCUCGGCGGUGGCAACGUGCCCCCGCAGGCCUCUACGCUCGCCCUCGCGACUGGCGCCGGAGCCGUGGGGCCGGUGGAGGCGGCGCAGUGGAGGUACCGGGAGUGCCUGCGGAACCACGCGGCGCGGCUGGGCGCGCACGUGCUUGACGGCUGCUGCGAGUUCAUGCCGUCCGCGGGGGACGGCGCCGCCGCGCUGGCCUGCGCCGCCUGCGGCUGCCACCGCAGCUUCCACCGUCGCGAGGCGGUCCCCGGCGUCGCUGCUGCCGCGGUGGCGGUGUCCCCCUCGCCGACAACCCCCACCGCCAGCUCCUCCCGUGUCAUGCCGCUGCUCCUUGCGCCGCCGCACAUGCAGACGCGCCCGCACGUCCCAGUCUCCCCGUCCUCCGCGCCCGCCGCGCUGACCGAGUCCUCGAGCGAGGAGCUGCGCGGCCCCGUGGCCGCGGCCGCGCACCCGGGCCCGCCGACGCCGCUCCCGCCCCACGCGCAGCUGGCCGUCGGGGGCUCCGCCUCCGCUCCCCCGGCGCCUAGCAAGAAGCGGUUCCGGACCAAGUUCACGGCGGACCAGAAGGACCGCAUGCGCGAGUUCGCGCACCGCCUCGGGUGGCGCAUCCACAAACCCGACUCCGACGCCGUCGACGCCUUCUGCGCCCAGGUCGGCGUCUCCCGGCGCGUCCUCAAGGUGUGGAUGCACAACAACAAGCACCUCGCCAAGAUCCCGCCCUCGCCCCCGUCCUCCCAGCCCCCGCAGCAGCAGCCGCCUCACCACCGUGACCACCAGCCGCCUCCACCUCCCCACCACAUCCACCUCCACCACCCGCCGCCGCCGCCGCCGCAGCAGCAGCAGCAGCAGCAUGAUGCAUGAUUGAGCACCGAGAGUAGCCGCAGAACAAUGCGAGAGGAUCAGAGGAUGCCAUUAGCUUAUUAGCUCAUUUCUUUAUCCUUCUUCUUCCCUUGUAAUUUCAGUGACAUCCUGGUUGUUAAGAAGUUAACUCAUCAUGCAGCAGUUAGGAGGCAGUAAUAUGAUUAUGUGACCUA